AUGGCUCUAUUCUUUCCGGAUUUCGAGGCUCCUACGGUGAUUGUCAGAAGAAAGAAGCCAGUUCAUACUUCGAUAAGUGAACAUGAGCCAGAACUCUCCGAAGGUAGUAAAGCACAAGCAAUUCAACAGGUAAAGCGAACUAUUGCGGUGGUUGGAAAAUCCGCCUAUUUGGAAAAUCAGGAGCUAAUUCUGGAGAAGAUCCAAAGUUCCGGUUUUAAUGUAGCAGUGCAGAAGGAAUUCAGUUUGACUAGGCAACAAGCGCUGGAUAUUUUCAAUUCCCUAGAAAAUUCAGCCUCCUUUGAUAAAUUUAUAACGCAACUGUCUGAUUCUCCUCUGUUGGUGAUUGGCCUUGCCAAGGAAGGUAAAUGA
This is a messenger RNA of Protopolystoma xenopodis, 369 nucleotides long. NCBI's taxonomy places the organism in Eukaryota, Metazoa, Platyhelminthes, Monogenea, Polystomatidea, Polystomatidae. The record is from the annotation of a GenBank genome assembly.